UGUAGUGGAGGAAGGGAACGUAAGUCGACUUUUAAAGAUGAGGGCGAAGGGUGUACUGAUUCUCGGUAUCUUGUUCUUUGUACACCACGUGACCACGGCUCCACUCGAAGAUGAGAAUGUGGUACAAGAACUUCAGGAUUUAUUAACUGAAGAAAACGAGUUUGAAGAAGCUAAUGGAGAAUCCGAGGUGGCAGUAGAAGAUCCAGAUGCAGAUGUCUUGGAUCCAGAGGAAGAUGAAGAGCCAUCAUAUAUAGAUGAGGAAGCUGGUAUGUAUGUUGAAGACGACGAUGGAACGGCUGGUGCAUCUGAACCAACCCAGGGCCUACCAGAAGUCAUUGUAGACCUCCCGAAUACUACUACUACUACUACUGAGGCCGCUGAACCCACUCCUAUUCCUGUUGAGGAAGCAACUCUGGUCAUCUCCGCUGCAGGGAGUAACGAAACUGACGAAGGACCGGCAGCGCCAGUUGUCAGUGCUGAAGAUCACGCAGCCUUCAUGAACGGAACAUAUACUGUGAGUCCUGAACAACUUUUAGAGAUACAAAAUGGUGUUUGUGGUGACCUCCUGGAUAAGGGAUGUACUGAUGCAGAGGUUUGCAAAGCUGGUGGGUGUACGCAGCUGCGAUGUCACUAUACGAGAUGCGUACCAAACAGUAUCAAUCAACCAUUGCUUCCUGGAGAUGACGAUGUGGACACAUUGAACGAUGAGGACACAUCGAACGAUGUCGGCACUACUGAAGUAUAAUAUUUUUACGUUCUGGCCAAAUGGAAUACCUUGGGUGUGGUAGAUUGCUCUCUUCUUCUGUAUAUUAAAUUAUGACGUCACCAAUCUAUCAAAUGUUUCCCGCUUUUAUCAUAAUAAUUCUUCUGAUUUAAAUUAAAAAUAUGUUAGCUAUUAAGAAAUUACAUCGUA
Messenger RNA from Anneissia japonica, 913 nucleotides. RefSeq lists its product as uncharacterized. The record is from RefSeq and is a predicted model, not a curated record. Bases 38 to 745 code for a protein of 235 amino acids. Lineage: Eukaryota; Metazoa; Echinodermata; Crinoidea; Comatulida; Comatulidae. The transcript is spliced from 5 exons.